UUGAAGAAUGUGACAAGGAGUUGAAAAUGAAGAAGGAGAAACUUAGUGCGAUAGAGAAAUCGUUAGUGGAGUGCUUGAAUGCCGUGGAAUCAAGGGAGACAAAGAUUAGGGAAAUAGACUCGAAAAAAGAUAAAGAUUUUUGCUUGCGUGAGAGAUCGUUGGAGGAGUGGUCCUGUAAGCUUGAUUUCAAAGAGAGGGAACUUAUAUUGAAAGAGAGAAAUGUCGAGUUAAAAGCUGGGGAACUCAGAAAGUCGAAAGAAGAAGGCGAAAAGUAUUUGGAAUCUCUCUCACAGGGACUUAAGGAGAAAGAGAACCAACUUCAAGGCUUUGACAAAGAGCUCAGAUUGAAGCAGAAAGAACUUGAUUUGAUCAAAAAAUCCACUGACGAACGCGCCAAAGACCUGGAAUUGAAAGAGAGGCAACUUGAAGAUCAGGCCAAAGAGCAUUCGUUGAAGCAGAAAGAAUUUGAUUCGAUCAAAAAGUUCACUGAAGAACGCGGCCAAAACCUUGAACUGAAAGAGAGGCAACUUGAUGACCAAGCCAAAGAGCUUGAAUUGAAGCAUAAAGAAUUUGAUUCGAUAAAAAAAUUCUCUGAAGAACGCAGCCAAAAACUUAAACUGAAAGAGAGGCAACUUGAAGACCGAGCCAAAGAGCUUGAAUUGAAGCAUAAAGAGUUUGAUUCGUUAAAAAAAUUCAGCGAGGAACACACCCAAAACCUGAAAGCGAAAGAAAAUACUAGUAUUCUUCUUUCUCAAGUGAAAAUUGAGCAAUUAGAACAUAUCCCUGCCAACAAUGCUGUUGUUCCUUCUCCCGCAAGUAACCAGUCCAGCGUCAAUAUGGAUGGUAGAGGCUUGCUGUUGUUAAUAAACGAGCAUUUGAAGAACUAUGUUCUAGUGGGUAGUGAAAUCUCAGCUGUUCUUCAGGCAUCCCCAGACCCGGCAAAACUGGUUUUGGAUUCUAUGCAAGGGUUGCACCAUUCAAAUUCAAGAGCGGACAAAAGCAGGUGUGGUUAUGAUUUGAGCAUUACUAGAGUGAGUUGUAUCCUUUUGUUGGAGACUUUAAAGAGUAUCUCCCCCCAAAUUAACGCUGAGGUGAAAGAAGAAGCAAUUAAGUUGGCAGGUGAUUGGAAGGUUAAAAUGACGACUAGGAUGGAGAAUUGCUUGGAGGUUUUGGGUUUUCUGCGGUUUGUUAGUACAUACGAAAUCACCUCGUUUUAUGAUGCGAUUCAAAGUCUUUGUGCGAUCGUUGCUAAGGAUGAACACACAACUGAAUUAUCCUGGCCCCUUGGUAUCACUGAUAAGGCACCCGCCAAAACUGAGACACCAGAAUCUUUACUGGUAAAAAAUGCAGGGACCUUUUCUUCUCCAAAUCUUCCACAAUCUGCCACCACAGAUGCUAGUCAUUUGAAGGGGGUUUUAAAUGAGAUUUUCAGUAGGGAUCGUCUGUUGCAGAAUGAAAUUUGGGCUACUUUUCAAAUGUCGUCAGAUCCAGAAAAGUUUGUGAUGGAUGUGAUGCAAACUUCUUUUGCUAAAUACUGCACAGUAGAAGAUGUUGGUUUUAGAGAAACUGUCAUGUCGAAGUGCAUUUCACUACUCGACAAGCUAAUGAGAAUUAAACCACAUGUUGGACCUCAUGUUAACAAAGAUGCCCUAAAGCUAGCAGUCCACUGGAAAUCGAAAAUUGGUGCAGGCACCCAAGCCUUCGAACUUUUGGGUUUUUUGCAGUUCAUAGCUACAUAUGGACUGCUUUCUAUGUUUAAUAGAGAGAUUUUAGUGUUUCUUGGGAGGAUUUCUCAGCAGAAGCAGGCGCUAGAAGCAUGUCAGACACUUGGUUUAGCUGAUAAGAUCCCUGCAGAUUUCAUUUGGAAUCUUAUUGAAAAGAAGCAACUAAUUGAAGCUGUUCGAUUGAUUUGCCCGUUCAAGUUAAUUGACAAGUUCCACCCAGUACCACUCUUGAAAGAAUUUGUGGAGAAUGCAAAGAGGUUGUGCAUACAAAAUAGCAAGAGAAGUAAAUCACUUGAUGUAAAGGAUAAAUGUAUAAACAACCAGAUUGCUGAUCUUAGAGUUGUGAUUCAAUGUAUCAAGGAUUGCAAACUCGAGUUCGAGUACCCUUCCAGGUUCAUUGAAACACGAAUAGCUUUUCUGGAAAAACUAAAGGAGGAUCGGAGACGUCCAAAGAUAUCUCCUCCCUCCAAGGUUGAACAACACAAUCAGAAAAAUUCUCCAGUCUCCAAGGUUGAACAACAAGAGCAGAAAAAAGCUCCUGCCUCCAAAGUUGAGGGACAAGAGCAGAAAAAGCCGCAUGACCCUAGGGUUGAAGGACAAGAGCAGAAAAAGUCUGCUGCCUCCAAAGGUGCGGGGCAAGAGCAAAAAAAAUCUCUCUCUAGGGUUGAGGGACAAGAGCAGAUCAAAUCUCUUGCCUCCAAUGUCGAACAAGGGGCAGCAAUGCCCCUUGCUUUCAUUGUUGAGGGACGGGAGCAGAAAAUAUCUGUUCCCUCCAAGGUUGAACCAGAACACCACAGAAGUGGUCAGAAAGUUGAGGGACAAGAGCAGAAAAAAUCUGCUGCCUCCACAGGUGCGGUGCAAGAGCAAAAAAAAUCUCCGUUCUCCAAUGUCGAACAAGGGGCAGAAAAGCCUCUUGCUUCCACUGUUGAGGGACAAGAGCAGAAAAGAUCAGUUCCCUCUAAGGUUGAACCAGAACAACACAGAAGAGGUCAGAAACGUAGACCCAACACUUUGCCUCAUAGGUUUCAACCACAGCAACAGCGUCAAAGCAAGUAUCAUCGGACAUCUGAAUCAAUCGGCCCAGGGUAUCGGAAGCCAUCUUUGUGGCAUGAAAACUAUAGACACCGUGGGCAGUUCGGUGGGGAUGACAACAGCUAUGAAAUUGGUGCUAACGCUGGUACCGGUUUUACUGCCAUCCCGAAUCCUCGUCCUUGUGUUCCUGAUUAGACCUAGUACGAACCUGCUAUACAUGCUUACUACAAAAGACCGGUGCGUAACUCUGACCUGUCCCAGAUCACAGUGCUGCUUACGGGUAACUUCCUCGUAACGUUUCCUCCUGGUUUUUUUUUGGUGGCACAACUUUGGUAGGUUGGCAGCCCGCUCUUUUCUGUAAGUUGCACUACUGCUAUUAGGCGAAGCAACCUAAUUUGACCUUACUAUUGUAGAUACCCUUUGACAUAUUGUCAUUUUUUUUUC
Pyrus x bretschneideri (Chinese white pear) is the source of this 3200-nucleotide messenger RNA. Its product is annotated as FRIGIDA-like protein 5. The record is from RefSeq and is a predicted model, not a curated record. NCBI's taxonomy places the organism in Eukaryota, Viridiplantae, Streptophyta, Magnoliopsida, Rosales, Rosaceae. The coding region runs from base 27 to 2951 and encodes 974 amino acids. The transcript has 4 exons.